GAAAUAGAAUAGUUUCGCGUCUGUUUGGACCGCAGCCCGGCUGAAACUGUGCCUCCGCCGCCUGGAUGACAGAGGGGCUGUGGGGUUCACUCCGAAGCGAGGGAAAGAAAAAAGAGAAAAAGGGGAAAAAAAAGAAAAUCCUGAGGUCGCUUUAGACUUUAAGAAAACUCCAGUGUGCUAAAAAGAAAUCAGUCCGGUUCGGCGGGGGGAGAUAACUCACGCCACGCCGCGCCGCGACACGCUACGCUAGUUCUCGGCGGCGCUGCGAUGAGACGCGUCGGAGCGCUAAAACUCUGAGACUGCCGACUCGAUUGGCCGGGGCUUCCUGGUGCUAUGGUAAAGCUGUGUGAAUGCAGAGAGAAUGGCGACGCCGCAGAACAGCAGACAUAACUCUGCUUCAUCCUCCCCUCAGAGGAAGCACGUGAUCCAGGUGGACUCCGUGCAGCGCUGGAUGGAGGACCUGCGUCACAUGACGGAGGUGGAGUGCAUGUGCAUCCUGCAGUCCAAGCCCAUCGGCGUGGACGAGGACGUGCAGGGGGAGCUGAUCGUGGGCGGGGCCGGGGAGCAGGGGGCCGGGGGCGGGGGCGGGGCCAGCGACGGCCUGCAGACGCUGCUGAAGAGGGCCUUCAUCGUGAGCACCGAGCUGGGCAAGAUGUUCCAGCGGCUGGAGAAGGGCCGCUGGCAGCGCGUGCACAGCGCCGCCGUGCGGGCCAACUGCCACGUGCACUCCCUCAUACAGGAGUACAGCGCCACCCGCAGCUCCCCCGCGGAAAUGCAGAAGUAUGAGAAAUCCCUGCUGGACAAGUGCAUGGAGCUGACGGCCAUCACAGAGAGGUGUGUACAUACAGAAGACGAGUAUUUCCUGUCAUCGAUGAAGGAGGCGAUCCAUGAGAUACUGACGGACGUCAGCGACUCGUUCAGCCAAAUGAUUGACAUGGCCUUGGCCAAUGAGGUGCAGAUCCUGAUCAGACAGAUCGAGACCUCGGACAACGUGUACACCAUCGGCACCGCCAUCAGCAGCCUGCUGUCCCUCACACAGGACGGCCCCCAACUGUGCAGCAUCAUCGCCAAGGAGGGGGCGGUAGUGGCCCUGUUCAAGAUCUGCAGACAGGACUGCUUCAGCUGCCUGUACGCUCACGCGCUGCGGACGGUGGCCUCCAUCUGCUGUGUGGAAGAGGGCAUCAAGCAGCUGGAGAAGGUGGACGGGAUCCUGUGUCUGGCGGAGAUCCUGACGGACGAGGGCAGUGUGGAGGCGGCGCGGGCGGAGGCCGCCGCGGUGGUGGCCCAGAUCACCUCCCCCCACCACACCUGCACGCAGCACCUGGCCAGCUUCCUGGAGAACAUGCAGGACAUCGUCACCGCCCUCAUCAAGCUUUGUGAAGAGGCCUCCACGGGGGAAGUGUUUCUCCUAGCCUCCGCGGCGCUGGCUAACAUCACCUUCUUCGACACCAUGGCGUGUGAGAUCCUGCUGCAGCUCAACGCCGUGCACAUCCUGCUGCAGGCCUGCCACGAUCGCCAGAGAGUGGACACGCCCUACUCCAAGGACCAGGUUGUAACCAUCUUGGCAAACAUGUCUGUUCUGGACCAGGCUGUAUCUGAGGUGCUUCAGGAGAAGGGGAUUGAGCGGCUGCUGUUGCUCCUGGGCGAGAAACCUUCCUCCUCCAGUCCAUCAGAGGGCGCUGCGUGCGAGAGGGUGCAACAGAAAGCUGCCGUCACGCUGGCCCGUCUGAGCAGAGACCCUGACGUCGCCCAAACCGCCAUCCAGCUGCAGACCAUCCCCCGCCUCAUCGAGCUGUGUCGUUCGCCGGCGGAGAGGAACAACAGCGACUCGGUGCUCGUCGCCUGUCUGGCAGCCCUGCGGAGGCUGGCGGCCGUGUGUCCGGAGAGCGUGGAGGCCAGCGACCAGGAGCAGCUGAUCAAACCGCGGCUGGUCGACUCCUUCCUCCUCUGCUCCAACAUGGAGGAGAGCUUCGUGUAGGAGGCCCCGCCUCCUGCGUCAUGUGUGGGGGGGGGGGGGGGAUGCCCGAGCCAUUUCACACCCUACUGGCCCCUGUUCCCAGCCAAAAAACCAAAAACAUCUUAUCAAAGACUUGCUGUCAGUAACACUGCCCAAGGACCCGGCAGCACCACCCCCGUGCAAUCCCCCCCGGGGGACUCCACAGUAAAUGCUAAAAGAAUCCAUAUCAUCUGCAUAAAGUAUAUUUGCCAUUAUAAACUGAUUUUAAAAAAAUGACGCGUAUUUGCCAUUUAAGUGGUACAAAUGGGAUUUUUCCACAAUAUUUAUGGUACUAUUAUUGAUUUUCUGUAAUAAUAUAUGACUGAAAAAAUGAACAGUUACAGAGUGCAUCUAAUGAAUAUAACUGAUGAAUUUUUAUAAGUUUAAGUGUAAUGCUUUUGUUGUUGAAAGUCAUAAUAAACUAUAUGAAAUAAA
Messenger RNA from Anguilla rostrata (American eel), 2431 nucleotides. It is a transcript of the gene insc, whose product is annotated as protein inscuteable homolog. The record is from RefSeq and is a predicted model, not a curated record. The coding region runs from base 362 to 1978 and encodes 538 amino acids. The transcript is spliced from 13 exons. Gene Ontology annotation, cellular component: apical cortex. Gene Ontology annotation, biological process: regulation of asymmetric cell division; establishment of mitotic spindle orientation; asymmetric cell division. Gene Ontology annotation, molecular function: cytoskeletal adaptor activity; protein binding. Lineage: Eukaryota; Metazoa; Chordata; Actinopteri; Anguilliformes; Anguillidae.